GCGGCUCUUUAGCGCCGCCCUAGUGGCUCCCUGGAGCUUUUUUUAAAAUGUAUGAAAAAUGGAAAAAGAUGAGGAAAAAAUUUUUAUUUUUUAUUUUUAAUAUGGUUUCCGUAGGAGGACAAACAUGACGCAAACCUCCCUAAUUGUUAUAAAGCACACUAUUUGUAUUAAACAUGCUUCACUGAUUUGAGUAUUUGGCGAGCGCCGUUUUGUCCUACUAAUUUUGGCGGUCCUUGAACUCACCGUAGUUUGUUUACAAAUAUAACGUUCUCCGACUUUCUAGGACGUGUUUUAUGCCACUUCUUUUUCUGUCUCAUUUUGUCCACCAAACUUUUAACGUUGUGCGUGAGUGCACAAAGGUGAGUUUUGUUGAUGUUAUUGACUUGUGUGGAGUGCUAAUCAGACAUAUUUGGUCACUGCAUGACUGCAAGCUAAUCGAUGCUAACAUGCUAUUUAGGCUAGCUAUAUGUACAUAUUGCAGCAUUAUGCCUCAUUUGUAGCUAUAUUUGAGCUCAUUUAGUUUCCUUUAAGUCAUCUUAAUUCAAUUCAUAACUCAUGACACAAUAUGGCUUUUAAUUUUUUGCGGCUCCAGACAGAUUUGUUUUUGUAUUUUUGGUCCAAUAUGGCUCUUUCAACAUUUUGGGUUGCCGACCCCUGUCCUAGAUCAACUUCAGAUCAAUUUGUCGAUAAUUUAAAAAAAAUAAUUGUUAUUUUUUGGCCGUUUUGUCAUAAAACAAAUGUUUUUAUGCAAAAUGCAGAACAUAUUUUCUUUGUAUGGAAAACACACCAAAUAUUUCCCUCACAAUAAUUUCAAAGUGUAAUAUUUGAUGUGAAGUAAUUGAAGCCUUCAAUAUGUCAAUAAUUCAUAAUAUUGAUUUUUAAUUCAUUAUUAGUUUUGAGCAAUGACAGUUUAAAAAAAAAAAUCCCAUUAAAACUCUUGGGGAUCCAAAAGUGUCCCACUCAUAAAAGUGUUAAAAAUUAAGGUAUUUUUUUAAACGGUCAACACUUAUAUCUAGAGAUGUCCGAUAAUAUCGGCCGGCCGAUAUAUGCGUUAAAAUGUAAUAUCGGAAAUUAUCGGUAUCGGUUGUUUUUUUUAUCGGUAUCGUUUUUUUGUUUUUGUUUGUUUUUUUAAUUAAAUCAACAUAAAAAACACAAGAUACACUUACAAUUAGUGCACCAACCCAAAAAACCUCCCUCCCCCAUUUACACUCAUUCACACAAAAGGGUUGUUUCUUUCUGUUAUUAAUGUUCUGCUUCCUACAUUAUAUAUCAAUAUAUAUCAAUACAGUCUGCAAGGGAUACAGUCCGUAAGCACACAUGAUUGUGCGUGCUGCUGCUCCACUAAUAGUACUAACCUUUAACAGUUAAUUUUACUCAUUUUCAUUCAUUACUAGUUUCUAUGUAACUGUUUUUAUAUUGUUGUACUUUCUUUUUUGUUCAAGAAAAUGUUUUUAAUUUAUUUAUCUUAUUUUACUAAUUUUUUAAAAAAGUACCUUAUCUUCACCAUACCUGGUUGUCCAAAUUAGGCAUAAUAAUGUGUUAAUUCCACGACUGCAUAUAUCGGUUGAUAUCGGUAUCGGUAAUUAAAGAGUUGGACAAUAUCGGAAUAUCGGAUAUCGGCAAAAAGCCAUUAUCGGACAUCCCUACGUGACAUCUGUAGAUGGACUUCAGAAGUAUCCGUCAAUUAUACUUUUUUUUGUUUUUUUUCCGUGUUUUUUUUUUGUUUCUUUUAUGCCCUUUUAGUCAUUUAAAUGGCAAACGCAAAGAAAAAAAAAUGCAAUAUUUUUCCCAAAAAACAUUUCAAAGUGUAAUAUUUGAUGUGAAGUAAUUGGAGCCUUAAAUAUGUCAAUACUUCAUAACAGUGAUUUUAAUUCAGUAUUAUUUUUGGAGCAAUGACAGUUUUGGAUCAAAAUAACAUGUCAGAUUUGUGUUAUUAGAGUCAACUUUUUCUUGUUGCAUUUCACCUGUUUGCUUCUUUUAUUCCACUUUUUCAUCUUGUUUUUAGUAGUAUUUUUAGAAUGUGCCACAAAUGGCCCCCUGGCCACACUUUGGACACCCCUGCUUUAGUGCGUCUUAUUAAUGUCUUUAAUGUAUUUGCAUUCCAAUCAAAGAUCAGAACAUGUUUUUUUAUCAAACACUCCAAAUAGGAACAAACAACCGGCUAGAAAAUGUCAAAGUUGUGCGUGUUGACGACCUGACGACACAGCUGCAGGCUGCUGUGCACCAACACCCCCUCAAUAGGUCAAAGGUUAAACAAAGAUGGCCACAAACGCUUACCCCUGGUAGGUGGUGGUCAGUUCCAACCUGCUCACUACUGUCAGGAAGUCUUGUUGGAGCUUCGUUUGUGUCUUCAUUACAAUAGCUCUUUUAUAUUGGAUUUUAGUGUAAAAAAAUGAGUAUAUAAAAAUUCAGUGUGUAAAAAUUAAGUAUUAAAAUAUCAGUGUAUAAAAAAAUCUGUUUAAAAAAAUAAGUAUAUAAUAAUUCGGUGUGUAAAAAUUCCCUUUGGAAAUAUCAGUGGGUUUUUUUAACAUCAAAUUACACUUACAAUUUCUUGGAAUACAAAUUUGUGAGCAAAAUCUUCGUUUAAAAAUUCAUUGUAAAAAAAUUAGUAUAUAAAAAUUCAGUAUUAACAUUCUGUAUUAAAAUAUCUGUGCAUAAAAAUUCAGUGUAAAAAAUCAAUAUAUAAAAAUUCAAUGUGUAAAGAUUGACUAUGAAAAUAUCCGUGUAAAAACAAGUAUCUCAAAUUCAGUGUCUAAAAAAAAUCAGUAUAUAAAAACUAUGUGUAAAAAUUCUGUAUUAAAAUAUCUGUGUAUAAAAAUUCAGUGUAAAAAAAAUCCAUCCAUUUUCUUCUGCUUGUCCCUUUUGGGGUCGCAGGGAAUCGAUAUAUAAAAAUUCAGUGUGUAAAAAUUCACUAUGAAAAUAUCUGUGUAUAAAAAUUCAGUGUAAAAAAUAAGCAUAUAAAAUUCAGUGUGUAAAAAUUCAAUUUGGUCAUAUCAGUGUUUGAAAUUUCAGUGUAAAAAAAAAAAAAGAAAUCCAGUGUGUAAAAAAUGUAUAAAAAUAUCUGUUUAAAAAAAUCAGUAUAAAGAAAUUUAGUAUGAAAAUAUCUGUGUAUAAAAAUUCAGUGUAAAAAAUAAGUAUAUAAAAUUUAGUGUGUAAAAAUUCACUUUGGAAAUAUCAGCGUUUAAAAUUUCAGUGUAAAAAAAAUCACAAUAUAGAAAUCCAGUGUGUAAAAAAUGUAUAAAAAUUCAGUAUGAAAAUAUCCGUUUAAAAAUUCAGUGUGAAAAAAAUUAAAUUUGUAUACACAUUUUUCCCCCCACAUAUUUACAAAAUUCUACAAGGCUGUAUUUUAACUACAUUUUUAAACACGCAUUUUGCUCACAAAUGAAAUUGUCAGCAUAAUUUGAGGUAAAAUUCAAACGCAACAAAAAUAUGUUUCAUAAAUUCAGAAUCAAAAAGAGCUUUCGUAUUAAAGACUCAAAUUAACCUCCAUAGUUUGCAAUUUAUUGUUUUAAUGACGUUAAAUUUAUUUUGCACUAAUUUCUCAUGAUUUUUUUUAUUUGAUUUUUUGUACAAAACCUGAAUUCAAUUCAAGUUUGAUUAGAUAAGAAGUAUAAAAAUCGUUUUUCAUAAAGGAAAAAGUGAAAACUAUUGUAGUGGAGUUGAGAACUCCAAAUAAAAUUCUGCUUUCAUUCUAAUCGAGUCAGAAGGAAACGUUCACAAGUGUAGUGAGUUUACUGUGGCUCCCCCUGGUGGAGAUGAGAGGAACUGUGUCACUAAUGAUGAUGAUGCGCAUCAACCGACAGAAAGUCAUCAGCCUCAAGUGUGUGUGUGUGUGUGUGUGAGUGUGUGUGUGUGUGUGUGUGUGUGUGCGAGGAAGGCCACGCUGCCUGCGGGCAUGGAAACAUGUUUUCAUGGUCAAGAAGUGGCCUGGAAAUGUUGCUAUUUUUGUCCACACCGAUGACGCCGUGCAAGCAUACUGUUUAUUUUGAGCAGAGUAUUUAUACGAGAUAUAUUUCUGAAGGCUUUUUACUCGCAAGAUUUCAGACGUGGGACCGGACUUUCCUUCCUUGUCACAUGCAAACGACGUAUAAAUACGUAGUGUACAUACAGGAUAUAUAAAUAUAUAUAUAUAUGUACAUGUAGGUGUAGAGGAAUACUAGCUGACUAAACACAUGACAACUUUUAUUUUGACACAUUUAGCCUCCCAUUCUAAUCUUGUAAUUUAUUUUGAAAAAAAGACAUAAUGUUCAUAAUGAAUACAUCAUUAUGAACAGAAGCUGCAUCCUGGACAAUACAACUUAGCAAUUAUUCUUCAAAGAGUCGCACUUGUCUUCUUUUUCUCAGAAAUAAUAGUCACCAACUUUCCUGGGUUUGAUCAGACAAAACUGCAGAACCCGGCGGGCACGAAACAACGUCCACAACUUGUUGAAUGAGGUCCUAAUGUUUUACAACGUUGAAACAACAUGCUUUUUGACGACGUUUAAUCAAUUUUGGGUUUUGAUGUUGAUUUGACCUUUAGAAAUUUGGUCAUUUUACAACCAAUAUUCAACACAAAUACAACGUUGAAACAACAUGCUUUUUGGCAACGGUUAAUCAAUGUUGGGUUCUGACGUUGAUUUGACUAUUGAAGUUUCGUAAUUUUACAACUCAAAUACCGUGUUGAAACAACAUGCUUUUUGACAACGUUUAAUCAAUGUUGGGUUCUGAUGUUGAUUUGACUAUUGAAGUUUGGUCAUUUUACAACUCAAAUACAACGUUGAAACAACAUGCUUUUUGACUACGUUUAAUCAAUGUUGGGUUCUGAUGUUGAUUUGACCAUUGAAAUGUGGUCAUUUUCCAACCAAUAUUCUACAACACAAAUACAACAUUGAAACAACAUGCUUUUUGACAAUGUUUAAUCAAUGUUGGGUUCUGACGUUGAUUCGACUAUUGAAGUUUCGUCAUUCUACAACUCAAAUACCGUGUUUAAGCAACAUGCUUUUUGACGACGUUUAAUCAACGUUGGGUUCUGAUGUUGAUUUGACCAUUUAAAUUUGGUCAUUUUACAACUCAAAUACAACGUUGAAACAACAUGCUUUUUGAUGACGUUUAUUCAAUGUUGGGUUCUGACGUUGAUUUGACCAUUUAAAUUCGGUCAUUUUACAACCAAUAUUCUACAACUCAAAUACAACGUUGACACAACAUGCUUUUUGACAACGUUCAAUCAAUGUUGGGUUCUGACGUUGAUUUGACUAUUGAAGUUUGGUCAUUUUACAACUCAAAUACAACGUUGAAACAACAUGCUUUUUGACUACGUUUAUUCAAUGUUGGGUUCUGAUGUUGAUUUGACUAUUGAAAUUUGGUCAUUUCCCAACCAAUAUUCUACAACACAAAUACAACGUUGAAACAACAUGCUUUUUGACAACGUUCAAUCAAUGUUGGGUUCUGACGUUGAUUUGACUAUUGAAGUUUGGUCAUUUUACAACUCAAAUACAACGUUGAAACAACAUGCUUUUUGACAACGUUGAAUCAAUGUUGGGUUCUGAUGUUGAUUUGACCAUUGAAAUUUGGUCAUUUUCCAACCAAUAUUCUACAACACAAAUACAACAUUGAAACAACAUGCUUUUUGACAACGUUUAAUCAAUGUUGGGUUCUGACGUUCAUUUGACCGUUGUUGAUUUGACCAUUGAAAUGUGGUCAUUUUCCAACCAAUAUUCUACAACACAAAUACAACGUUGAAACAACAUGCUUUUUGGCUACGGUUAAUCAAUGUUGGGUUCUGACGUUGAUUUGACCAUUAGAAAUUUGGUUAUUUAACAACUCAAAUACCGUGUUGAAACAACAUGCUUUUUGACGAUGUUUAAUCAAUGUUGAGUUCUGAUGUUGAUUUGACCAUUGAAAUGUGGUCAUUUUACAACCAAUAUUCUACAACACAAAUACAACGUUGAAACAACAUGCUUUUUGACAACGUUUAAUCAAUGUUGGGUUCUGACGUUGAUUUGACCAUUGAAAUUUGGUCAUUUUACAACCAAUAUUCAACACAAAUACAACGUUGAAACAACAUGCUUUUUGACAACAUUUAAUCAAUGUUGGGUUCUGACGUUGAUUUGACCAUUGAAAUUUGGUAAUUUUACAACCAAUAUUCUACAACACAAAUACAACGUUGAAACAACAUGCUUUUUGGCGACGGUUAAUCAAUGUUGGGUUCUGACGUUCAUUUGACCAUUGUUGAUUUGACCGUUUAAUUUUGGUAAUUUCCCAGCCAAUAUUCUACAACACAAAUACAACGUUGAAACAACAUGCUUUUUGGCUACGGUUAAUCAAUGUUGGGUUCUGAUGUUGAUUUGACCAUUGAAAUUUGGUCAUUUCCCAACAAUAUUCUACAACACAAAUACAACGUUGAAACAACAUGCUUUUUGACGACGUUUAUUCAAUGUUGGGUUCUGAUGUUGAUUUGACCGUUGAAAUUUGGUCAUUUUAGAACUAAUAUUUUACAACACAAAUACAACGUUGAAACAACAUGCUUUUUGACGACGUUUAAUCAAUGUCGGUUUCUGACGUUGAUUUUGACAUUGAAAUGUGGUCAUUUCCCAACAACGUGGAUCCAAACGUUGGACAUCAACGUCUGAAUUGACAAAUACAACUAUUUUGCUAAGUUGCUUCAAAGUCCUAUUUAAAGGACAAGUACGUGUAAUCAACGUUGUGUCAAUGUCUCGUGCCUGCUGGGAAAGUCUGAUGAUCAAAAAUCAAUCAUGUUGUGUUGCUGUGAGAAAGUCAAACAAUGACAUUAAAAAAGCUCAUUGCAGUUUUUCUACCUGAUUAGGAAUGUAAAAUGCAGGUGUGUGUGUGUGUGUGUGUGUGUGUGUGUGCAUGUGUGUUGUUGCGUAAAAGAGAGUGUUGGUACAAGUGUGUGUGGAAGUGUGCAGCAUGCUUUUCAAUGUCGCAACUUUGCUGCGUAACAAAAUCAAUUAUUUUGCGCACAAAGUGUCUUUAAUGUGCUGCCGGAUGUUAAAAAGUCUGACGAGGCCCUAAAAUGUUUGUGACAAACUGUGUUGAUGCUGUUCAAAGUUUGGACUUUUAAAAAAAAAAAAAAAGAACGUGAUCAUCUUGUCCCGAAAAUGUGUGAGGAAAAAAAAGUCAUCAGAAUGUUGCAAAAACUAUUAAAAAUGUUUUGUUUUUUAUAGGACUUUCAUUCUGGUGUUUUUUUGUUGUUGCUUAAAGUUGAGUAAACAGCAAGAAGAAUGUCAAAUGUGCCAUUUCUCUCAACUACUAUUCAUUCAUGCUCAGAAGUGGUUGCCAUGGGAACGGAUAAGCAACCUUGAAGGACCAGGAUUCAGAGCAGGAAGUAGAAAGUCAACAAUAAAAACAACAAAUAUAUCCACUUCCGUCCAGCGUCAUCAUUUCCUCUUUCGCUCCUGAAUGAGCGACGUUGGCAGUUUCACUUGCUUGAGCGACCUUUUGCCUGGCAACACGUGACGUCACGAGGUACGUUAUAUUAAAAAUACGUUCCGUACGUCGUGUAACCUCAACGGAAAUUGAUGCUAAAUACUUUGCUAAAUAUUUUAUAAUUACACGUGAGUGUCUCAGGUGCGUUGAAAUGUCACGUCGACAUGUUUUAUCCAAGCAAAAACAACACGGAGUUGACUAUUUCCUGCAUGUUACAGGCGACGACCAGCAGGGGGCGCCGGUGCGCUGAGCUCUGAGCAGCGUCGCGUCACGUCAGGGCGGCGAGGAAGAAGAAGCUUCUCCACAGGGAUCUCGGCGAUAAUAAAAGGUGUCAUCUAUCUUCACCAGGGAUGUCCGGCAGAUGCGGUUGCCAUGGAAACAGAUAAGAUACCUAAGUUCUCCUCCAAGGACGAGGAAAUCCACUUCUGGAAAGCUCUGUACCUGAAGUACAAGACAAGCUGCCAGGAGGCUCGCGAGGAGCUGCUGGAGUUCCAGGAGGGCAGCCGGGAGCUGGAGGCCGAGCUGGAAGCUCAGCUGGGGCAGGCCGAGCGCCGCCUGAAGGACCUCAUCUCAGACAACCAGCGGCUGAGGAGCGAGGUGGACUCACUCAAGGAGAGGCUGCAGCAUCAGAAGUGUCAGAGCCACCAGCAGAUCUCCCUGCUGGAGGACGACGUGCUGCAGACACGCAGCAUCAAGGAGCAGCUCCACAAGUACGUGCGAGAACUGGAGCAGUCCAACGACGACCUGGAGCGCGCCAAGAGAGCCACCAUCGUGUCCCUGGACAACUUCGAGCAGAGGCUCAACCAGGCCAUCGAGAGGAACGCCUUCCUGGAGGGCGAGCUGGACGAGAAGGACUCGCUGCUGGAGUCCGUGCAGCGACUCAAAGACGAAGCCAGAGAUCUGCGUCAGGAGUUGUCGGUGCGUGAGAGGCAGACAGACGGCGGCAGGACGUCCUCCCCCAGCUCGCCCACGGGAGCCGACUCCACCCCGCAGGCGACGCUGACCACAGGUGUCCACCACGCCUUCCUCACCAACGCCACAGGUGUGCCCUCGGUCUACGGCAGCAACUCUCCGCUGACUCCCUCCGCUCGAAUGUCAGCGCUCAACAUCGUCAGCGAUCUGCUCAGGAAAGUCGGGGUGAGUUUCUUUGGACUCCUGAUGACCUGCCCCGCCCUCAUCGUGGUCCUCGUCCUGGUCCUGGUCCUCUCUCCGCAGGUCCUGGAGUCCAAGCUGGCGGCGUGCAGGACCCAGGCCAAGGAGCAGAAGACCAGGAAGACCUGCGCUCUGGACAACGACAACGUGCUCAACGCCAACACCGGCGCUCUCCACAUCUACUUGGACAAGACCCAGGAAGCAGCGACCCUCACGGCCCCCCUCGCCGUUUGACUCUCUGACCACGCCCCCAGCCGCUCUGGCCCCGCCCCUCCUGCCACGGCAACACUGGAGUAAUAUGCAAGGCAACUGUCCACUCAGCAAUAAGUUGGAAUAAUUGUGUCCUGGUUAUUUAUUAUUUAUUCAUGUUUGUCAACGUGCUGAAGGAGCCUUGUCAUCAAUAUUGAUCUGCUUUUUGACAAAAGGCGUCAAGUUUGGCUGCCACGGAACUGAGUCACAUGACAUGAGUCACUAUAAUGGUCAUAUUGAUCCUUAGCAUUCCAAAUCACCACAUUUGACAUCUUUUACCUGCACUUUGGUUUCAUUUUUUCACGUGCAAUAUCACUUGUUUGUAUAUUUAUUCAGGAGUAAUAUUGAAAGAAAUGUGUCAAUUAAAAAAAAGUCUCACUCAA
Molecule: messenger RNA, 9209 nt
Organism: Entelurus aequoreus (snake pipefish)
Lineage: Eukaryota; Metazoa; Chordata; Actinopteri; Syngnathiformes; Syngnathidae
Product: nuclear distribution protein nudE-like 1-B
Exons: 8
Coding region: 7798-8811 (337 amino acids)
Biological process (GO): centrosome localization; establishment of mitotic spindle orientation; microtubule nucleation
Cellular component (GO): kinetochore; kinesin complex; centrosome
Molecular function (GO): microtubule binding
Source: RefSeq, a predicted model, not a curated record